AUGGAUUAGGCCUCAAUGAAUACAGACUAGCCCAUAAGAUAGAAUCCUGCAAGAAAUCUAUAAAUAAAUACUGGUUUUGCCUAAAGGUUCAAAUUUAAUCUAAUCUAAAGUGAUAGUAAUCCGUUAGUGGAAGAUUAGAAAAAUGAAUAAAUUUAUUAGUCAAACCCAACAGUGCCUCAUAAAAUAUAAUAAAGCCAUACUAGCAUUAUAACUGAGAAGUUAUUUGGCCUAAGAAAUCAUAAAAAGCAUCUAUCUUUUUGGAUGAAAUGCUAAUCAAAUAUAUUUGGAGUUUGCAUGAAGAAGCACAAAAAGCAAAGAGAAAAUUAGAAAAUCCUUUUAGAUGCACUUAGAAAAAUGAAUGAUAAUUAUAAAAAGAAAUAAUAAAGAACUGAAUAACUCUGGAGGAAGGUCAGAGCAUUGGUAAACUCCGGCAUGUUUAUUGCAAAAAUUAAGCAUUCAUCUAAUAGCAGACUUAAAAAAAGUUAGACUGGUAUCUCGGAUAGAAAGCAAACUAUAAUCGAGAGGAGGAUGACUCUUCUCAAAAUGGAGAAUAACAGAUACAUGUGUCUUAUAAAAAAUAACAGCAUGUUCAAGAUAGUUUGGGAGUUUAUUAUUGCUCUCGUGUUCAUCAUUACAUUUUGGAUUAUACCUCUGAAUAUUGCAGCACUUUUUAAACCAUACCAAGAAUUGAGGGUGCUUGAAGUCCUAAUAGAUUUUGUGAUCAUUAUAGAUAUUAUUAUAAACUUUAUCUCAGAAGCUGAAACUGGAGAUGGUGAUACCAUUAUCUAUCUCUCUGAUUCCUCUAAACACUAUCUUAAAACAUAUUUCAUCAUUGAUGUUUUAGCUGUGAUGCCCUUGAUUUUAUUUUGGGAAUCUGUAAAUAAUUACUACUAUUUCAAGAUAAUCAGAUUUGCACGAAUCAAAAGAUUUUUCAUGUUUUUCAAGUAGCUUGAAAAUUUAUUUACUAGUUUUUGCUAAAGAUCUUUAAGUCGUCCUAAGGCUAAAAGAAUUAUAGAGAUAUUCAAGAUUAUUGUAGUUUACUAUUUUAUUUUCCAUUUACAUUCGUGCUUCUGGCAUUACAUAGGCUUAACUAACCAUAAUACCAACUACAUUUAUGAUAAACAUUAAUCAUAAAACUACAGAGACCCAAAUUCAAACUCUACCAAAGGAUGGAUCUCUUUGGUUUUUAAUGAUACAACUAAUUAUGCUAAUGAGGAUUAUUUGUAGAUAUAUUUAAGAUCACAAUAUCUGAUCAUUUCAAGCUUUGCUACAGUAGGAUAUGGGGAUAUUCAUGCAACUGAUUAGAAUGAGUACAUAUUUAUACUCUAUCUAAUUAUGAUCGGACAACUGCUGUUUUCAUUCUUCACUGGUAAGCUUAAAAGCGCUCUGCUUAAAGUUGACAACUUGGAAUUUAGUUUCAUCAGAAAUGAAUUAAUAGAAACGGUUGAGUUGUUCAUGAUGAAAUUUUCAAGCAUUAAAGGAGCUAGGAAAUUCAAAAGUUCUGAAAUCAAGAGCAUUCUGCAAUUUGUUGAGGCCUCCUUUUAAUACAACUUUAAAUCUAUCUAGAAAGAUGAGUUUUACUAAUUGAUGUCUCCUAAUUUAAGAAGGAAAUUGAUUUUUCACUUGUUUGGAUCAUAUUAAAACAAAUUUCUAUAUUUCUUCGACGAUUUUGACUCCAAGUAUAAGGCUAGUGACCAAUUUACUUACAUGGUAUUGUAAAGUCUUCAGUGCAUAAUUAUCACUCCUGGUCAAGUAAUAGCCAGAUACGGAGAUUUAUUUACAAAUCUUUUCUUUGUGCUAAAUGGAAGUAUUACAGUAAAGAAUAAAUAUAAGGAUUUCAUGGUAUCUUACCUAAAAGGGUCAAAUAUUGGAGAUUUUUAGUUGAUUUUAGGAAUAAAAACAUAGUUUAUCUAUUCAGGAACAACAGAAAAAACUAGUUUCUUGAUGAGUCUUGAGAGGGAUAUUUUUCUUACUGCAUUAUCAUAGGACUUUGAUGCAUUUUCAUAUCUAACUAAGAUUGCUUUAAGAAGAAGGAAAGACUUGAAAAGGCUUAAUUAGGAGCUAAUCAAAAAAACAUAAGAAAGGAAUAGAAUAGAAUAACUGUAAAAGAAUAAAAUUAUGACAUAAUCUUUUGAUUCUCCUACUUUGAAAAAACAUUCAAUAGCCUUAUCAAAUCGAUCAUUUGAAAUAAUAGAACAUCACAGUAGAUAAGAUAAAGUUUCGGUUUCAGAUCUUUCUCAGCGAUCUUUCGAUAUGGUCUCUUAAAUUAGGCAAAUUUAACAUUAGAGAAAACUUAGAGUUUUAUAGCUGCUAUAAAUUAGGUGUUACAUGUAAAGCAACAACUAUAUUGGGUAUUUCUUAGAGGACUUAGCGACUGCGAAGUAGAAGAAAGAUGAAGAGGAAAAGGAAUAAUUAAUAAACUAAAAUAAAGAUUCAAUAAAUAUCAUAAAAGAAGAAAAACAUGAGAGCUCUGUUUAGUCUCAGAAUUGUAGUGAUUCAGAUUCUAGUUUUGUGUAGUCAGAUGAAUCUCCAUUAAAUAGCCAGGAUGAGAUCAGCUUUGAUGAAGAAGAUGAAUACAGUUUGCCUGAAAGUUAUAGGUUUUACUCUGAGAGAAUUGGGGAGACUGAGCAUGUCCUAAAGAAAUUUAAGAAGAUGAUGAAUAACUGUCAAGAGAAAUUUUAGCAUUUAAAUAGAUUACUUAAGCAAAGUGAUGUAAGUUCACUUAGACAUGUUAGAGAAACGCUUAGCCUAAAAAUAUUGUUGUUCGACAACAUUGAUUAGUUUGUUGAGGAUGAAGGAGCGAAAAAGAUUCUUAAAAAACUUACUGUUUACACCUUUGGAGGAUUAGCCAGUUAAAUAUCUUAGGAUCAAAUUCAUCCUUUACCAUCUUCAAUCAGAUCAAAUAGUCUUUUUCUCGAAGAUUCUUCAAAUAGAUCACCCUACUUAAGGGUUUUACAUAGAAGGAACAUUCUAGACAGAGAUAGUCCUCAGGGAACUAUAGAGAGAUUUACUAGCAACUAGAUCGGUCAAGAUUACAAAUAAUUUUAAUAGUUGAAUACACUCUAAUUUGAAAGUAACAUCAGAUUAGAAGAUCCUAAAAUUAAAAUUUCGAAUGUAGAAACUAUAGAAAAAGAAGAAAAUCUUAAGGAUGAGCAAAAAUUAUUACUAACUUUGGAGCAAUUAUAAAAAUAGGGUGAAAAAAGACGAAAAUCUUCGAGAUAUAUAAAGCCUUUAAUAAAUUUUGAUGAGAGUGUUGCCAAUCUUAAACAUAUGAAUAAAGAAAUCAGUAAUUAAAGAAUUCCGACGGAUUCUGUUUAUUAAACUUUAGAGAAAGAGGAAAAUGAUGCAUACCAAUACUCUUCAAAAAAUACUACAUAGAACGUUGAUUUCCUUGCUGGAUAGGAAUAAUCUCUAACACAAUAACUAGAGAUGCAAUAAAAUUUAACAUAAGAUAUGAGACAGAAGAUCAAUACACCUGCAUUGUCAAUUCCACCUUAAACAGUCGUUUCAAGCAGUAAGCUUUCUGUUAGGAGCAGAAGAAUUUCAAGAAUCUCUAGCUAAAUAAAUCGUAGAAAGUCAAGAGUAUCUCGAGGUAUAGCGAAUGGAAGUAGAGAAAGUACUCAGCCACUGCUAACCUUAAAUAAGCUUAUUGAGGUAUGCAUAUAUCUUAUAUGA
Stylonychia lemnae is the source of this 3675-nucleotide messenger RNA. Lineage: Eukaryota; Ciliophora; Spirotrichea; Sporadotrichida; Oxytrichidae. The record is from the annotation of a GenBank genome assembly.